Messenger RNA from Leishmania mexicana MHOM/GT/2001/U1103, 702 nucleotides. RefSeq names its product putative syntaxin. Lineage: Eukaryota; Euglenozoa; Kinetoplastea; Trypanosomatida; Trypanosomatidae. The record is from RefSeq and is a predicted model, not a curated record. The coding region runs from base 1 to 702 and encodes 233 amino acids. The transcript has a single exon.
AUGCUUGCCAGCGACCCGUUCAAUGACUCCGUGAAGGAGCUCCGAGAGGUUGUGGUGCGAGCGAAGCUCAUUAAGCAGCAGUUGACGCAGAAGGGCGUAAUCUCUCCGUCGAGUAUGGCAGAGCUUCGCGAUGCCAAAGAGACCGCGGAGGAAAUGCUGCAUUUCCUGAAAGAAAUGCUCCGUGUCGUCGACGAGCGCGGUGGCAAGGUGCAGGGCAAGGUGUUUUCUGCGAACGAAAUUAUGGAGCGACAAAAUAUUGUACGUAGUCUUGAAGGGGAUGUGGGGGAAGCUCGCAGUUUCUACGAAAAAAUUGCGGCAUCUGCCGCACAGAGGCAGCGAGUGACAGAAGCGGCUGUAGGUAGCCCUGCUGAGAGCUGCGGCGUUGCGGCGGACGGGUUUAUAUCUGCGCAGGCAUUUGCUCAGCGCGAGGAGGAAAAGGUUCAGGACGAGGUGCUAGACCGACUCACCUUUGGACUGCGCGAAUUGCGCGAAACAGGCCUCCACAUUCACGAAGAGCUGGACACGCAGGAGGCCAUGCUCGACAACGUUGAUCGCGACAUCUCAGGAGUCCAGGUGCGGCUGCGCGCCGCAAAUGCGAAGGUUGACAAGCUCCUUGCAAGCAUGUCAAACAAGGGCAAGAUAUGCACCAUCGUCAUGCUCAUUUUCAUUCUCGUCUUCCUCGCAUUCUUUGGCUUUGGCUGA